Messenger RNA from Onychomys torridus (southern grasshopper mouse), 2559 nucleotides. Its product is annotated as ubiquitin carboxyl-terminal hydrolase 29-like. Gene Ontology annotation, biological process: G1/S transition of mitotic cell cycle; protein deubiquitination. The coding region runs from base 1 to 2463 and encodes 820 amino acids. The transcript has a single exon. Gene Ontology annotation, molecular function: cysteine-type endopeptidase activity; cysteine-type deubiquitinase activity. Gene Ontology annotation, cellular component: nucleus; cytosol. The record is from RefSeq and is a predicted model, not a curated record. Lineage: Eukaryota; Metazoa; Chordata; Mammalia; Rodentia; Cricetidae.
AUGGCUCCUCUAAAGAUACAUUGUUUUGUCCAAAUCCGAUGCCAGAACCGGAGGAAACUUACCCGGGGUUCUCAGUGGAAAGAAGCAGUCAUCAAAAUAGUACAAAGGAAACAGAAAUUUAAUCUGGAGGUUUCCUUUAAGUUGGAAGGAAGGAGCAGGGUUUUUCACCUGGAUGACAAUGUGUCAGCUGUACUGGUUAGUUGCGAUGAGACAGGAGUGCAUUGUCUGAAUUUAAAUUUGAAAGAUGACACUUCCUUACUCAUUGACAAGUUGUCCUCCAUAGAUGUUGAAAGGUUGAAGUCUUUCCUGGAUUUUUUUCAUCCAUCUGAAUCCCAACAACUUGAGGAACCCAAGAGUAGUCAGCAUGUUCUUGAGAGCAGUGAUCCAUUUUGCAAGAAGCCCCAGGAGUCAGUCUGUGUAUCCCUGAAUACUAAACAAGAAAGGGGUACUCCACUGCCCAUGAAGAUGCCACUUUGGUGGUCACACCCCAGCAGCAGUCAUGUUGAAAAGGAGAGAGCAGAAAAACCGAGCAUAAAGAGGAAGAGAAAAUCAACACCUAGUGUAGAAAUAAUUGAGGAGAUUCUUCAAGAAAAUAAUCCUGAAUCAGAAAAGAAAUACAAGACUUAUAACUGCAGGAAUAAAGGAAGCAAAGGAGAGAAACCAAUGGCUUUAAGAGAUCAGGGAAAGCAUAACAUUGGGAAUCUUGACCCUUCAUCCAAUCCCAACACCUGCCAGGGUCCUAACUUAGAUGACACCGUUCUGCCAACACUAACAUGGUCUGAUGAACAUGGAUCAAAGUUUAGCCAGGAGACCCAAACGUAUAAUGACCUCCAGCGUCCUCUUGAGACUUACACAAAGCAACUGAAACGUGAAGGUUUCCCCAAUUUGGGAAAUACCUGUUACAUGAAUUCCAUUUUACAAUCUAUUUUUGGGAUUCCAACAUUUGCAAUGAACUUGCUCACACAAGGUAUCCCAUGGGAGAAAGUUUCUUAUGAUGAUCUUAUCAAGCCCUUUUGUCAACUGCUUGUUUUAAAAGACAUCCAGAAUAUAGAGUUCAAGGGGGCGAUACUCAUGGAUGUGAAAAAAUCCAUUUCCACAGUUGCAAACACAUUCUUGGGCGAUGAACAGAAUGAUGCCCAUGAAUUUCUAAGUCAGUGUUUAGACCUGUUGAAAUUGAACAUGGAAAAACUAAAUGCCAUGUAUAUCACUGAGAUGGACAAUGAAGUUGAAGAGACAUCUCUACCAACAUAUGAGAAUGACAUCCCCAAAAGGUUCGUUUGUCCUGUCAGUGCUAAUUUUGAAAUAGAGCUGCAGAGCUCUAUUGUUUGUGAAGCCUGUGGUGAGGCUACUCUCAACACUGAAGUGAGUAAUUACCUCUCUGUUGACCUGCACCAAGGGACAAGAGAACACCCUCUAUCUAUUCAAAAGUCCCUUGAUCUUUUCUUUACACCAGAAAAAAUUGAGCGUAAUUGUGAGAAGUGCAAGAACAAGAAUUCAGUUCUCAGGUACACGUUGAAGAGGCUCCCCAGGGUCCUCAUUGUUCAUCUGAAACGAAACCACUUAACCGCUAAUGGAUUGUUGGUGAAGAGUAAUCAGCCAGUUGAGAUUUCUAAGUAUCUGAAUGUAUCGUCUCACUUCAAUGAAAACACGAAAGAACCAUUUCCUUUGACCGGUAAGACAACUUAUGAGGACUGUGAUGUCCCAAAUGUCCCUGAAGAGAUGAUGCCUGAGAUCCUCAGCCAGCCAAUUCCAUCCAGGAGUGUGAAGAACUAUGAGAAAAUUAACGUAUAUGGAACAGCAGAUCGUCACACUACCACUGAGAUGUUCAAUUAUUUUUAUGAUCUUAAAGAGCAAAUGAUUCUGGAAGGAUCUCAAGAAAUGGCUGAACAGCUCCUCCAGAAUCCUGGAACUAGAUUCCACAAGGAAUUCCUUCCUCAGGAUUCACCUCCAAGUGUUAGGGAUAUUCAAGAAGACACAGAGAAGGAUAUGAAUAAGUCUUUAGAUUUGAGAGAUGACAUAGAUGAUGAAUACUCCCUUGGCGCAUGGUGGAAUCCUGAAAGUACCAAUUUUCUGGGAAGCAACUACCUAUUAGAUGUUAUUGAUGAGGCAGAAAGUAUGGUAUUUGGAGAUGAUCCGCAGAAUUACAGACUGGUCAGUGUUGUCAGCCAUUUUGGGAGCUCCCAAGAUUCAGGUCAUUAUGUAAGCGAUGUGUAUGAUUUUCAAAAGCAAGCAUGGCUCCUGUACAGUGAUGUCCAAGUGUUUGAGAUCCCAGAGGCCUUGAUUCAGGAGAAUCGGCUUCACACUGGAUACAUUUUUUUUUACAUGCGAAAUGAGCUUUUUGAGUGGCUGCUGAAAAAGGCAUCAGAGUGCAAGUUACUUAACACCCCUAAAGAGCAACAGAAGAAUAUGGAUCUUUUCUCAACAUUGCUUAAUGGCUUUACAUACUUCCUUGAAGAAUCUUAAAUUCUACCCAUAAUGAAGACUCAUCAAGCUCCACGGAAAACUCAGCAAACAAAACAAACAAACAACAUGUUAGGACAGAAACCCAUAUAUCCAUGA